GACCCACAAACUCUGGUGUCUCCCCUGCAGUGAAGGGAAGCAGCGAUGGAGGUGGGGAGAGACCGGGCUGCUGCAGACCAGCAUUCCGCCUGAACAAGGACUUGCAGGCUUCACUGGGGAGCGCCUGCUUCCAAUCCUGCUGUGACAGUCAUGCUGCCAAGAAAAAUGCUCCUCUCUGUGUUGGUGCUGACCUCUGUCCUGUCAGCGUCUGUUCUGUCUGCAGACAAGGGAAACAGAAGAGUGGUGCACGUUCUUGGCUUGGCUAGAUGGAUUGGACUGGUGCAAUGCUGGAUGGCUGGAGGACGGCUCGGUCCAGUACCCCAUUUCUCAUCCCAGAGACCAGUGCGGCCGUAAAGACACUCCGGCUGGGGUUCGUAACUAUGGCUACAGGCACAAGGAGAGUGAGCGCUACGAUGCGUUUUGCUUCACUUCCAAGCCUAACGGCAAAGUGUACUUCCUCAAACGGUUUAAGAAGACUAACUAUGCAGAGGCGAUGAAGGCAUGCAUUCGAGAUGGUUCAGUGGUGGCCAAGGUGGGUCAGCUCUACGCAGCGUGGAAGUUUCAGCUUCUGGAUCGCUGUGAGGCCGGAUGGCUGGAGGACGGCAGCAUUCGAUACCCCAUAGUCAACCCUCGCGCUCGCUGUGGAGGAGCUCAUCCGGGCAUCCGGCACCUGGGCUUCCCUGAUAAAAAGUUCCGCCUCUAUGGGGUCUACUGCUUCCGCAAGAAUCAGGAAGAAAAUGCAGCUCAAAUAAAAAAGGCGCAAAGCUCAGCGGAUGGUUGGAAGAGCAGCAACAGCAUCCCCAUGAAUGUCACAGGGGGGAUUUAAAGUGGACAGACUGAGAACAGGAAAGAGAUUCCAUUUUACAUUUGACUGCAGCUGUUGUAGAUUCCAUUAAUCGCUUAAAACCCAGAACAUCAAUAGAUGAGAAGCAGCAGAAAAAAAUAUGAGAAAAAAA
Molecule: messenger RNA, 956 nt
Organism: Oryzias melastigma (Indian medaka)
Lineage: Eukaryota; Metazoa; Chordata; Actinopteri; Beloniformes; Adrianichthyidae
Gene: hapln4
Product: hyaluronan and proteoglycan link protein 4
Biological process (GO): cell adhesion
Molecular function (GO): hyaluronic acid binding
Source: RefSeq, a predicted model, not a curated record